AUGCCCUUAGCAGGCUGCGGGAUUCGAACUCGCGACCACUGGCACAGCAAUCGUUCUGGAGUCUCGCUUCGAUUCUCCUUCGAGUUGGUGGAUUCUGAAGCCGUGGUCACACCUGUUUUGGAACAAGUGAUAGGACGGACGGUUCGAUCGUUACGAACAGAGUACGCGUGCGCCACGGAGCCCGAGCCAUCGUCGGCAGUCGCACGCGAGCGGGCAAGACACUCACCCGCCCGGACACGGCCCAACACCGCAUAUAAAAAGAUCCGAGACGCGCAUGCGAAUAUCGAUCGCACUCGAAAUGGUACCCUAUCUAGGUUAACCGGC
Messenger RNA from Brenthis ino (lesser marbled fritillary), 324 nucleotides. The record is from the annotation of a GenBank genome assembly. Lineage: Eukaryota; Metazoa; Arthropoda; Insecta; Lepidoptera; Nymphalidae.